This is a messenger RNA of Notothenia coriiceps (black rockcod), 1311 nucleotides long. It is a transcript of the gene lcp2b, whose product is annotated as lymphocyte cytosolic protein 2b. The transcript is spliced from 13 exons. Lineage: Eukaryota; Metazoa; Chordata; Actinopteri; Perciformes; Nototheniidae. The record is from RefSeq and is a predicted model, not a curated record. Gene Ontology annotation, biological process: cell surface receptor protein tyrosine kinase signaling pathway; intracellular signal transduction. The coding region runs from base 1 to 1143 and encodes 380 amino acids.
AUGAGUUGUAACAACGUGCCCUCUAAAGUGGACGUGAUGGGAUGGAACCAGCAGAGUCUCGCUGACUACAUGAGGAAGCAAAUGGCAUCGUGUGAGCUCCAAGUGUUCCCCAGCCUGUAUGUCCCAAUAAUAACUAAGAUCCAGAGUGACAUCAACCAGGGGGAGCAGAAGAGGGCUUUUGGUCAAAAAUCAAAAGCACAAAAGUACCCAAAGCAAGUCUUACCUGCACAACAGGAAGAAGUUUGGGACUCCGAUGAGUUUGACUAUGACAGUGAUCCUGACAAUGGAGGCGGUGUCCAGGAGGAGGACGGCUACAUCUGUGCUCAGAGUGAGCCUCAAGACGCAGACGACACGUACGAGAGCUACGAGACGCCGCCCUCUGCAAACACACUGAAGCCCCCCCCACCUCCCAGAGUGCAGCAAAGUCACAACACAGAUGCUGUUCCAGAGCCGAUCCCUGCUAAAAGGAAGUCAAAGGCUGCAUACCCUCGGACCACAAGCAACAGCCUUAUUCCUCAAAGACCUGCGCUACCCCCCCAACCCAAUCUACAUUUGGACAGGAGCAAGAAGCCCUCCCAGACCGACGUUGCAAAAUCAAUAGAGGGCAGUGCUGUCAAGGCUCCCGGCUCAUUCACAGGCAGGAUCCCAAAACCCAGAAUCCCCAGAGCUACAGAUGUGUUCAACAGAAUAAGUAAACGCGAUCAAGUUCCUUCAGCGCCCACAAAGCCUGCUCCGGUUGAAUCAAUUCAAAAACCAACAAGGUGCAUUGAGGGUUUGGAUCCCAGUUGGUAUGGAGGGAAGGUGACCAGACGUGAAGCUGAAGCUGCUCUCAGAGAGAUGAACAAGGACGGAGCGUUUGUGGUGAGGGACAGCUCACAGGGCGCACUUGAGCAGCCUUACACCCUGAUGCUGCUGAAACAAGGCAAGGUUUACAACAUUAUGAUCCGUAACCAAGGCAACUCCUACUCCCUGGGCACCGGCCUCAAAACCACCAAGAGUUUCCCCGGGGUGAAGGAGAUGAUUGCCCAUCACACACACACCCCUCUGCUGCUCAUCGAUGCCACAGACCGGAGCUCUGAAGCACAGAACCAGUGCUGUCUGCUGCACCCUGCGGGACUCGGACCAGCACCACCACCAACCUAAUGGGGCUGUUUACCUUGGUUUCUGUAUGCUAAUGUGAGCACAUGAAUCAACAACCCAAAACAAAUGUCACCAUUUUCACAAUCACCAAGAUCAUUGUUAUGCAAUUCCUCUUUUGUAACUUGUUUAGCAUUUUGACUAAGCAGAACGGGGAAAAAGGGAAUAUUUCAA